Molecule: messenger RNA, 7891 nt
Organism: Solea solea (common sole)
Lineage: Eukaryota; Metazoa; Chordata; Actinopteri; Pleuronectiformes; Soleidae
Gene: cemip2
Product: cell migration inducing hyaluronidase 2
Exons: 24
Coding region: 348-4523 (1391 amino acids)
Source: RefSeq, a predicted model, not a curated record
CAGUCGUUGAACGCAUCGCACGCUUCCCCCCCUGCCAAGCCGCGCCUGCUUCCCUCUCGGUGGGACCGGGGGCUGGACCGAACCACGGACCUACGACAGCCCUUCAGUCAAGAAGAAAAAAAAAAAAACUACACCAUGUGAAGAAAAGGUGUGAGUAUAAAAAGAGACACGGAGAGAGCGAAGAAGAAGAAGAAGAAGCAGCUGCAGCAGCGAAGGUGAGAGCGUUUUCACCCGUCUCACCAACACCGACGCCGGGUUAGCACUGUUUUCAGGACUCGGCAGAGAGCGAAUGGACAGAGCCGGAGGGAAACAGAAGACACACAGCAACGGUUGCAGACACGUAUACCAUGCCGACAAGCGAUGGCCCUAGUCACUUCCCUGUCUUUGUGGCUCCGCCCCACGGACACCACCAGAGGUCGCCAGGCUAUGUCCCUGGGCGUGUGGCUCCUGUCCGCUCGCCGCCACCCGCCAAAGCUCCACCGCCUCCACCACUAAAACCUCGUUGCCCACCACCGGAGCGACAACCCACUUUCAACCUGUCGGAGGAAAACCAGCGCAGGGAACGUGCUCGGAGCCUCCAGCAGAGGAAGAACACGCUGAUCUGCUUUGGGGUGUCCAUGGGUGCAUUCCUCCUCACACUUAUCCUCGUCCUCAGCCUCACAAGUGGAGAUGUGAUCGAUGAAAACUGUCCGGACCACAAUCCAUCCCUCAGCAGCUGGAACCCAGGUCUUCAACCAGAAAAGGCUGUUGUUGUCAGGAGUGGACAUUUGUUCAGACUGGAGUCCUCUGCUACGUUCUUUUCACUAACCAUUCAGUCAGGAGGUCAAGUAGUUUUUGCAGACAAUGCUGACGGCUCCAAAAACAUAACAUUGAGAACCCACCACAUCCUCAUAGAAGAUGGUGGAGCCCUUCACAUCGGCGCUCCCAAAUGUCGUUACCGUUCACAUGCCACUAUAGCCCUUUUGGGCCGUUCUGACAACAAGGAAGUCCCGGAGGUCCCCGGUCUGGGACGCAAGUUCAUUGGGGUUCAGGGUGGCGGUACACUGGAGCUACAUGGUACCGAGAGAGUCUCGUGGUCUCUGCUGACCCAAAGCAUCCCUGCCACUGGGCUGGCCUCAGGAGGUUACUCCUUCCAGCGGAACUUCAGCCGAGGCAUCAACCUGCGCGUGGUGGACCAGGACACUGCGGCUGUGCUGUUUUCCGAACGCUACGACACACACGAUUCCCGUAAUGACAGUCGCCAGCUGUCUCAGCUGCUUCGGUCGCUGCCGCCCGGCCGCAUCGUCACUCUGGCUGUCGGCGACUCUGCCGCCAAAUCUCUGCUCGAUGAAACCAAGAGGACCAUUGAAGAGAAGCUCGGCAGCAGCUUUGUCCACGAUCUCAAAUACAGACAGGCCUGGGCUUUGGUGUCGGUGGUAGACGGUGGUAACGCGUCGUGCACAGAGGACGUCCGGGAGCAUGAAAACCACGACACGGGAGGAAGAGCACUGGCCAUGCGCAACUUCACCACCGUGGACGGAGUAGGAUUCUCUGUGACUGCUUACAGUGAAUGGAAAACUGGUUUUGCCAUCUCCGGCUUCCAGGUUGACGCGGUGGACCAGGUGGUUCUAAACCUGCAGGACGAAGUGCAGCAGACCUGGAAACCCGGGGAUCACGUUGUAGUUGCCAGCACAGAUUACUCCAUGCAUCAGGCUGAAGAGUUCACCCUGCUGCCUUGUCGUCGGUGCACCAGCAGGCAGGUCAGGAUACAAGGGAAGCCUCAGUACGGUCAUGUUGGAGAGAUCCUCGAUGGAGUGGACAUGCGUGCCGAAGUGGCUCUGCUCUCCAGAAACAUUCUCAUCUACGGAGAAAUGGAGAACUCCUGCUAUGGAAACAACAUGUGUCAGUUCUACAACCACGACACCUACGGAGGCCACAUCAAGAUCUAUGCUAACUUCUCGUCGGUGCAUCUGUCCCACGUGGAGCUGAAGAACAUGGGUCAGCAGGGAGAGAAAGGACGCUACCCUCUCAACUUUUACAUGUGCGGGGAUGUCGACCAGAGGGGAGGCUACCGGGAACCCACCUAUGUGGACGGACUCUCCAUACACCACUCCUUCUCCCGCUGUGUCACCAUCCACGCCACCAAUGGUUUGCUGGUGAAAAACACAGUCGGUUACGACACCCUGGGUCACUGUUUUUUCCUCAAAGAUGGGAUCGAGCAGCGCAACACUUUCUUCCACAACCUCGGCCUGCUGACGCGACCUGGAACUCAGUUGCCCACCGACCGCAACGACACUCUCUGCACCAGCAUCAAGGACAACGUCUACAAGGGCUACACGCCUUCACCCAGCACAGAGUGCAAGGCAGUGUCAACAUUCUGGAUCGCCAACCCCAACAACAACCUCAUCAGUAACGCAGCUGCUGGUUCUCAGGACGCUGGCAUAUGGUUUGUGUUCCACAGCGCGUCCACUGGAGACUCGCAUGGGCUGGUACCGGAGACCAAGGCAGAGCUCACUCCACUGGGGAUUUUCUACAACAACCGUGUUCACUCCAACUUUAAGGCAGGGCUGUUCAUUGAUAAAGGAGUGAAGACCACGAAGGCCAGUGCUGCCGACCCUCGGGAAUAUCUGUGUCUAGACAACAGUGCCAGGUUCAGACCACACCAGAACGCUGAUCCCGGCCGUCCUCGGGUGGCAGCCGUCAUCGACACGCUCAUCUCCUUCAAGAACAACGACCUGGGAGCGUGGAUUCGUGGUGGUGACAUCAUCAUCCAGAACUCUGGAUUUGCAGACAAUGGAGUGGGAUUAUCCUUUGCCAGUGAUGGCAGCUACCCUAAGGAUGAAGGCUCAAGCCAAGAGGUGAAACAGUCCCUGUUUGUGGGCGAAAGCCAGAACAGAGGGACAAAUGGAGGACAAAAUAAAUACUGGGGACCAGGAGGAGCUGAUGCAAAGAUGAGGACGCUGCCCAGAAACAGGACGUUCCCGAUCCGAGGUUUCCAGAUCUACGACGGUCCGGUGCGGCUCACGCAGAGCACAUUCCGUGGAUUCAUCCCCACGCCGGAGCGUUACACCAACGCUGUGGGAUUUAAUCUGAAGAACACCUGGCAGCUCACACCGCGAAACAACUUGUCCCGGAUCAGCUUCCACUCCACUGUGGGUCUGCGGGCGUUUUUUGGUCGCCCCGGUCAGUGGUUUGAAGAAAACGACCUGGACGGAGACAAAAACUCCAUCUUCCACGACGUGGACGGGUCAGUCACGGGCUACAAAGACACCUACGUCGGCAGAGCAGACAAUUACCUGAUCCAACAUCCUGCCUGUGUGCUCAUGUCCCAGUGGAGUGGAGUGAUCUGCAGCGGCCGCUAUUCUCAGGUGUAUGUCCAGACGCAGGGAGCCCCCAGUCUCACUCUGUUCAUCAGCAGAGACGAAUAUCCGAGCGCUCCGCUGGUGCUGAGGGGGACUAACAGCCAGGGGGCGCCGUCUCAGCAGUACCAGCCUGUCCUGAUGAUGAGUAAGAGCUACACUCUGCACUGGAGCGGACCUGCACCCAGGGAGGUCGUCCUGUCGCUCAUCAACUUUGAUAAAGAUGGCUGGGUGCUGGUCGGCCUCUGUUACCCUUCAGAAACCACGUUCCAGAUCAUGGCCGACAUCAACGACAGGCAGAGCAACACCUUCAUCGACCUCACAGACUACGGCACCGUGUCGUCGUUAGCGGAGUUGGAGAAAAAGCCGAUGGAGAGGAAGUACUUCUUUGAUCAACCGGUCGGCUUGCUGUGGCUCUACCUGCGGGCCCGACACGGCCGUGAAGGCCACAGCUACUGCUCAGUGAAAGGCUGUGAACGAGUGAAGAUCAUGGCGACCACAUCCUCCAAACAGACGUGUAACUGUACGGCCAAAGCUUACCCCAAAUACUCCAAGAGUCCUUCAGCGGCAGUGCCGAUGCCUGCACUGAACACGCAGCCCUGCAAAGACUGUGGUGCUAAACAGCUUGUGUUUUCCAGUGAACCGUGGACCGUCUACCUCCAAACACAAAUCAAGUCUCUGAGCAGCAACGAGCAGCAGAGAGGAGAUAACACCUCCUCCAUCACUGUAAACGAGGUGACCAUGCUCUUCUCUCAGCCUGGAUAUUUCCUGGUCACGGUGGACGCCUGCUCCGGAAAAGUCACCAAGAAAACCUCAUUUUCCAAAAUGGAUGCCAAAAUGGAACAAUACCUAAAAACAGGAAUACCAAAGAGGUCAAUGUUGCUCAUGGCGACACGAGGUCAGCCCAAAGACCUGGUCAAAGUCGCACCGUACCUGGUCUCCUUUGGUGCGGCCAAAGCUGCCAGUCUGCAAACUAAAGAGGGUCUGGCUUUCUGGGGGUUCCCGGGUGGUUCUUCACCUCCUUCGUGGGUUACACUGCGCACCGGGCAGGGGGACGAGGUCCUGGGGCGACAGGAGCGUUACUUACCGCUGGGGUUGGAGUCGUACGGCUGCACGGCGCCGCCGCCGGCAGCUCUGCCGCGCAGCGACCUGGAGCUGCUGAAAAAAGCCACGGGACAACAAUGACCAAUGUGAAAUGAUACAAAGAAACCCUUACAUACAAAAAACAGAAACACUCUUGCACACGGAUACACAAACACACACAACCAGCUGAUGAAUGUGAACUGCUGAACCUUUAAUUUAUUAACAAUAGCAAAGAUGUUUACCGAUUUCAAGUGAGAGGAGGAGGAGGAGGAGGGCCAGUGUGUGUGUGUGUGUUUUUAUGAACAGGGGGAGUGUUUUUGUGAGUUUUGUUUGUGUGCGUGUGUGUGUGCGCGUGCGUGCGUGUGUAAGUGUGCCUUGGGGCCGCUGAGUCAAUGCACUUUCCUUUUUUUUUAAUUUUAAAGACACAACUUGCCUUAUCAGCCAAAGUGAUCAAACAGAGCUGUACAAUGCUGUAACUCAGUUGUUUAUCUUCGAAAAAAACAAAAUACGUUUUAACAUCAGCCUGACCAAGUUUUUGUAAAUAUAGAGCGGAAAAAAAUUAUAAUUAUACUCUAUAAUCAGUCAAAAACAAGUAGGAAAUCAUCACACCAAACCUGAAAUGAGACCAUGUUUCAUCAGAAACUGAAAAUGAACACAUCAGAUUUAAUGUGCGGAGGUCAAACGGAAGCAAUGAAAGCAAAAUGUCACAGCAAUCUGAGAGUGAAACGACAAACAUAAAAGUCAUAACGAGACAUGGAAGUUUCUCCCUCAAGUUAUUACCGUUUUUUCCACUUUGAUUUGAGGAAAAUGACUGAACUUUUCGCGUGAUUGCAAUUUGAUAUCAUUUAUUUGGGACGAGCCUCGGAUCAAAAUUCACAAAAAAAACAUGACUCCGCUUUAGAUAUAAUGACUCCACUCCAGUGAAAGGAUGACAAAUUAACAGCGAUGAGGACUCGAGAGUCACUGUUUUGAUGACUCGUGACUUGACUUGAAAGUUUAGAACUCGGGACUUGACUUGAGAUGUCAUGACUUCAUUUUUCUGUUUCCUGUUUAGAGAUUAAAUACAAAUAUAAGUAUCUAAUAUUACCCACACGUGCUGGGAACCACUGGAUGAUGACUGCCCUGUCAAUCAGUCAAAUUUAGAGACACACCCACACGUAUCAGACCAGCGUCGUCACUUUCAGCUUCUAAAAUGACAAAUUUAGAGAGAUCAGACUUUUGUUUGAUUGGCUGUCAGUGUUUAAAAGUGACGGGAGGAAGUCCUUUCUUUUUGAUUGAGAAUAUAAAUAAGCUUUUAUGAAGCUUUUUUGGGUCUCAUGUAUUUUUACUGGAUAUUAAUGACACAGCAAAUCCAAUGUACAGGGGCAGAAAAUCUCAUUAUUUGACAGGUCAUUUUCUUGUCUUUUCCAGAUACUGCUGAUAUAAGGUGACUUGACUUGACUUGAUGGUUAAAGACUUUAUUUUCACUUCUCAGCAGAGUCGAAUGAUUCGAGGGAAAUAAAAAUCACUGUCAAUGCAUUUAAAACGAGACUCGGCACACAUAAAACACACAUUGAAAUAAUUCCUAUACUCCAAUGAAAGGAUGACAGAUUAAGACAUUAACCUUGGCCAAAAUGUAUGUAUUCCAUUUUAUUUUUAGACUAUAGAGCAAUCAAAAACACAUUUAAACAGCAGCCGUCGUGAUUCUCUAAUUAUGUUUUUAAUCGUUCAGCCCUGAUUCUUUGCUGAUGUCUGUUAACGACUGAAUCUGGAAAACUGGAAAAACCUCUGAUCAUCGUGCAGCUGUGCAACUAAAGACUAAAAGCACCUUUUUUUUUCUUUUUCUUUUUUUUUUUAAUGGAUUUUUACUGGAUUUAAAAACAAACAAACAAAGAAAGACAGAAAGAGGGAACUCGUAUCUUUUAUUUAUCUCUCGGCAGCGAUGGUGUCAACAGUGCUGGCCACAUGUGCAGCACAAACAAAUAUUAAAACGUUGCUUUUCUUUCUUUCUUUUAUUAUUAUUAUUAUUAGUAGUAUUAUUAUUAUUAUAAUAAUUAUUAUUUCUGUCUAAACCAGGAUUAUUGAAUGUGUUUUAUCUUUUUUAACUGCCUCAUAUCUUCAUGUGCAUUUUUGCCAAAAAACAACUGUGUUUAUAUAUAUAUAAAGUAUAUACAUACAAACAUAGCAGGGUCUGCUCUUCAGAGAGAGAGUGAACAUCAGAAUACACACAACAUAUUCCAGCUGUGAGGUCUAAGGCUUUAUGUUGAGAUUAACAGUUUAUAAUCUUAGUCUAAGGUGUUUGGAUGUGAGCAGGGCUCCCCCACUGAGCGGUGAUACGUACCUGUGUGUGACUAAGAGUGCGUGUUUGUGUGUGUGUGUGUGUGUGUGUGUGUACGGUGGCCUGGAAGUGCAAACUAUUAUUACAAAAGUAAAAAAUGUGUAUGUAUAUAUAAAAAAAAAAAAAAGUACAAUAAUUUACAUAAAAUACAUUUCAAGGAGAAUUUGCUGAUAAUUAUUAUGGGAUGGGAAAAUCAAUGUUGCUGCCAAUCAUUGACCCAUCUCAGGGCCUAAUUAUUAUAUUAACCAAAUACAUACACUAAUAAAUGUAUUUUAUGGGAGUUGUGAAAACAUACUGGUCUUUAAAGGGUUAAAAUCCCCAAAAAUAAAAUUAACAUUUGAUAUGUGUAUUUCAGGCGGAAGUAGUUUUUAAAAGUUGAAAGAAAUAUAAUGUUUUUACAGCUGCGACCAGGAACAAAUAAGUAAGUUCUUGCGUAGCUUAGCCAUUUUCGGCUAAUUUAAGGAACUGAGACACAUUCAUUCAACACAGCCAAAAAUGGCUUAACCAUAAAAAACAGAAUGGCAGGAAAUGUCCCAAACAUUUGUUUUAUUUUAUAAAAUGAAAGAAAGACUCUUAUUUUGAAAGCCAGGUUGAAAGAAAGUGGUGCUAUAUAAAAUAAGAUUAGAUCUUUUUUCAUAAAAGAAUUGUGGCUUUUGUUUGGUUAGUAAAAGUGUUUCAUGUUUUAAGUAGUUGUUUUCAAAGAUGUAAGUUUGGUGUAAAAAUGUUUUUUUACACUUCCAGGCCACCGUAUGUGUGCUUGUGUGUGACUUAUGGACAUGUGACCUUGUUGCCUUUUUUAACCACUCUACUGUUUUAAAGAAAUAAAAAAAGGAAGGAAAGAACGAGAGAAAAAGCCGUUUCCACCCCUUUUAUCUUCUUCGUUCUAUCGAUGCUUUAACGAUGCACAACCAGAGAAAUAUUCAAUUGUUUUGUUUGUUUUGUUUUUAGCUUUUUUUAUUAGAAGUGAACUUUGUAAAUAAUGUGUUGUUUGACGUUUAACUGUUGUUGGCGAUGGUGUGUGGACUGUGAUUGUUUCCUGUUGUUGUCGUCUUUUCCGAAAUUCAAGUCCUUCCUUUCUUUUCAACGUUGAAACUCGUGCAUUUGUUAUAAAGUUGCCAGUUUAAUAAACACGUAUGCUUUGUGAUAAAAGUCC